Messenger RNA from Striga hermonthica, 1461 nucleotides. Lineage: Eukaryota; Viridiplantae; Streptophyta; Magnoliopsida; Lamiales; Orobanchaceae. The record is from the annotation of a GenBank genome assembly.
AUGAAGAAUGCAGUCAUGAGUGACGAGAAUAGGGUGUCCAACCUUAGACAGCCCAGUGUGCGAAUUACACGAGCACGGGCAAAAGCCUUGGGCUCAUCAAGUGGAUUGCCACCUUUACACCCUUCAUUCAAACAAGAUGACAAGCCUGUGUUGCGGGCACACUUGAAGAGAGCAGUGUCAGAUAACAAGAAACCAUCAAGUGCAGCUGCUUGUGCGCCGCAUAAGAAAAGGGCUGUUCUUAAAGAUGUAACUAAUAUUGCCUGUGAUGAUUUGUACAUAAACUGCAUAAAUGCAGCCAGAGUUCAGCCUAGCAGGACGAACAGAAAUGAUCCGUCACAUAAGAAGGGAAAGGUGGGGACUCCUUGUUUUCCUAAAAAGUCAGAGGCUCCAGGAGAUAGAAGAGAAAAUAUAAAUGAUGAAGUCAAAGUAGAUGUAGUAAAAUCUCAAGAGAACUCCACAAGGAAUUUGACAACUGAACCAACCAAAAUUGUUAAUGCGAAUAUGAUGGAUGUAGCAGGUCUGAUUUCUACCAUGACAGAUUCCAGUAAAAGCGUCCCACUAACAAGUUCAAUGAGUAGAGAAGAUGCCAUGCUUUGCAUGGAAAAGGAGAGCUUGGAAGACAGUGGAAUUACCGACAUAGAUUCAAAACACAAGGAUCCACAGAUGUGUAGCCACUAUGCAGCUGAUAUAUAUUCUGCUAUGUAUAUAAGACAGAUUGACCGGAGGCCUUUGGCUGAUUAUAUGGAAAAACUGCAACGAGAUAUUACUGAGGGUAUGAGGGCUAUACUGAUUGAUUGGCUUGUUGAGGUUUCUGAAGAAUAUGGGCUGAUGCCCGAUACACUAUACCUGACUGUAAAUCUCAUUGAUAGAUUUCUAUCUGAGAAUUAUAUGACAAAGCAGAAGCUUCAACUUCUUGGUGUGACCUGCAUGCUCAUUGCCUCGAAAUACGAAGAAAUUUGUGCGCCUCGUGUGGAAGAUUUUUGCUUUAUAACAGACAACACCUACACGAAAGAAGAGGUGGUGAAAAUGGAAAGUUGUGUUCUGAACUUUUUGGGAUUUCAACUAUCUGUUCCCACCACAAAGAAGUUUCUUAGGUAUCUAGUGUAUCUGGACUUUGUCCCGUCUGUUGAGCUGGAAUUCUUGGCUAACUAUUUAGCAGAACUAACUGUAACGGACUACAGUUUCCUGAAAUACCUACCAUCCAUGAUUGCUGCCUCUGCUGUGCUUCUAGCCAAGUGGACUCUUGAUCAGUCUGAGCAUCCAUGGAAUCGAACACUGGAAUACUACACGAGGCAUAAGACGUCAGAGCUAAAAACGGUUGUUUUGGAACUGCAAAACUUACAGCUUAACCCGAGCGGUAACAUGUCGGGUGCCGUACGCCUCAAAUACAAACACUCCAGGUUCAAGUGCGUUUCAACUCUGCGUUCAUCACAAUCGGUUGAAUCGGUUUUCAUAGAAUAA